GUUUGCUCUCUAAAGUUUUGUGGAUGUGAAUACUCCUCUUCACAGCAAUGAAGAAUAUUGUGUUUGCUUUGCUGGUUGUGGCUGUGGCUUGCAGCACAGAUGAUAAAAUCAUUGGAGGUUAUGAAUGUUCGCCAAACUCCCAGCCUUGGCAAAUCUACCUUACUUAUGAUAAUGGGCAACGCUGGUGUGGAGCAUCUCUGAUUAAUGAAAGAUGGGUUGUUUCUGCUGCUCACUGCUACGUUUCAGCUUCUCGUCUUACUGUCCACCUGGGAGAGCACAAUGUGUACGAUGAAGAAGGCACAGAACAGCGGAUAGGGGCAGAGAAAGUGAUUCCUCACCCAAAAUAUAACGAUUUUACAUAUGACAAUGAUUUCAUGCUGAUCAAGCUGAAAGAGCCUGCCGUCUUCAACCAGUAUGUGCAGCCAAUCCCUCUGGCAACCAGCUGCUCUUUUGCUGGGGAGCAGUGCUUGGUUUCUGGAUGGGGCAAUCAGAUCACCACUGGAGUUGACUAUGCUGACAAGCUGCAGUGUUUGGAUUUGCCUGUGCUGUCAAGGUCACAUUGUGAGAGUGCGUAUGGAUGGCAAAUCACUAAUAACAUGUUCUGUGCUGGAUUCAUGGAGGGAGGCAAAGACUCAUGUCAGGGUGAUUCUGGCGGCCCUGUAGUGUGUAAUGGGGAACUGCGAGGAGUUGUUUCUUGGGGCUAUGGCUGUGCUCAACAAGGCUAUCCUGGGGUUUAUGCUGAGGUGUGCCGCUACGCUGACUGGGUCCAGUCCACCAUAGCUAACAAUUAACUAGUUGUUCAGCCAAGUUGGACCUUUGUCUGUAAUUAAA
Sinocyclocheilus grahami is the source of this 831-nucleotide messenger RNA. RefSeq names its product trypsin-3-like. The transcript has 5 exons. Gene Ontology annotation, biological process: proteolysis. Gene Ontology annotation, molecular function: serine-type endopeptidase activity. NCBI's taxonomy places the organism in Eukaryota, Metazoa, Chordata, Actinopteri, Cypriniformes, Cyprinidae. The coding region runs from base 48 to 791 and encodes 247 amino acids. The record is from RefSeq and is a predicted model, not a curated record.